AUGGCCGCCGCGGGCGAACGCGUGUGGAGCGCCUUGCUCGCCGGCGCGCGGCGCGAGGCCGGCGCGACGACGGUCGUGCUCGGCGAUCCGGGGUCGGGCAAGUCGACGCUUGUUGCGAGUAUCUGUGCGAAAGCGCCAAAGAAGGAGGCGGCCGGCGCGCUCGACUAUACCUACACACACGACGAGCACGGGCUCGUGCAUGUCUAUACGCUGCACUCGGCGGACGCGAGCGUCGCGGCGACGCUCCCGUACGCGUUCCCGCCGGUGAGCGAGGGGCGAGCGUCGCUGCAUGCGGUGCGUGGCGCGCGCUUUGUGCUUGUGCUCGACUGGCACGCACCGUGGCGGUUUGUCGAGCAGCUCGAGGCGUGGCUCGCGCUCGUGCGCCACGUCGUGGGGUCUGCCUACGCGCCCGACGAGGACGCGGUGCGUGCUGCGAUGCAGCACGAGCGCGUGCAUGCGCUGGGCGGGGGCCGCGCGCUCCCCCCCGGCCUCCUCGCCGAAAACCUCGGCGUGGAGAUCACGAUUGUGCUCGCCAAGAGCGACGCGGUGCCGCACCUCCUCAGCGAGCGGCACAUUACCGAGGCGCAGCUCGACUAUGUGCAGCAGGUCGUGCGUACGAUUGCCAUGCGGUACGGCGCGGGGAUCGUCGCGACGUCGCGGCAGCGCCCCGGCUCGUUCGAGGCCGCGCGCGCGUUCCUCGCCACGGGCGCCGGCACGGCCUCUACCAACGACGCGGCGCUCCUGUGCGUCCCGCGGAGCUGGGACUCGUGGAGCAAAAUUGCGGUGCUCGACGAGUCGUUUUCGUCGCAGGACACGGCCGCGGCGUGGGAGGCGGACCUCGGCGGGGCCGACGUCCUGCGCACGCACGAGGCGCAGGCCGCGGUGCCGAUGCCCGACUCUGCCGCGUUCCUCGCGCAGCUCUACGCGCAGCAGCAGGCGUCCGGCGAGGCGUCCGCGGACGACGUCCCGGGCGCCGCACGCAACGCGGCGCUCGCCGAGCAGCAGGCGCGCCCCGACGAGACGCCGCGGCGCACGCGCCUGACGAUGGCCGCCGCAGACCUCGAGCCGCAGGCCAACUCGCCGGGCGUCACGACGCCGAAGCAGACCGAGGUGCUACACAGCUUCUUCCAGAGCCUCCUCAAAAAGCCGGGCAGCCCGGGCUCGGCGCCCGGCACGCCGAGCGCCCGGCGGCCACGCGCGAGGGACGAGUCAUAG
This is a messenger RNA of Malassezia japonica, 1215 nucleotides long. RefSeq lists its product as uncharacterized. Gene Ontology annotation, molecular function: dynein heavy chain binding. Gene Ontology annotation, biological process: microtubule-based movement; microtubule cytoskeleton organization. Bases 1 to 1215 code for a protein of 404 amino acids. The transcript is spliced from 4 exons. Lineage: Eukaryota; Fungi; Basidiomycota; Malasseziomycetes; Malasseziales; Malasseziaceae. The record is from RefSeq and is a predicted model, not a curated record. Gene Ontology annotation, cellular component: meiotic spindle pole body; cytoplasmic dynein complex.